CCGAGGACGGCCUGGCCUGAGGAUGGCCCCCAGGACAGCUUCUGGCCCCAAGGACAGCCCCAGCCCGAGGACGGCCCCUGUGGACAGCUCCCGGACCCAAGGACAGCCCCCAGACCGAGAGGACGGCCCCCCAUGGACAGCUCCCGGCCACAAGGACAGCCCCCAGCCCCAAGGACAGCCCCCAGCCCAAGGACAGCCCCCGUGGACAGUUCCCGGCCCCAAGGACAGCCCCCAGCCCGAGGACGGCCCCGUGGCUGGGCGCGGCGGGAACGGGUGGCGGCGUGUCGGACCGCCGCCCUGCUUGUGUCUGCUGAACGCCGCGGCGGGCGCGAGGGCUGCAGCCAGCCACUGCCGCGCCGUGUUAGGGACCCCAGCCUCCCCCGACGCGACUAGCCGCUCACAGGCGUUUCUGAGCCGCGGGACGACUCGGUCCCCUGAUGUCCCUGGACACCAGGAGAGAGAAGAGACUGAGGAGACGGGGACCGGCCCAAGGAGGACGUGGUGCUUCCUCCAGGACAGGCAGCCUGGCCGGGUCAGGAGGGAUCUAGGAGCAGGAAGGGGGAGGCCCUGCUGACACUUAGAAGACUUGGGGAGGUGACAUCUCCUGCCUGAGGGCCCCAGCUGCUGCGUGAGUGCAGAAUUCCAGCUCAGGCCACCUGCUCCUCAGCCCUCUUCC
Molecule: messenger RNA, 676 nt
Organism: Ictidomys tridecemlineatus (thirteen-lined ground squirrel)
Lineage: Eukaryota; Metazoa; Chordata; Mammalia; Rodentia; Sciuridae
Source: RefSeq, a predicted model, not a curated record